Messenger RNA from Oncorhynchus nerka (sockeye salmon), 4501 nucleotides. RefSeq names its product calpain-1 catalytic subunit-like. Gene Ontology annotation, molecular function: calcium-dependent cysteine-type endopeptidase activity; calcium ion binding. Bases 1 to 2259 code for a protein of 752 amino acids. The transcript has 25 exons. Gene Ontology annotation, biological process: proteolysis. NCBI's taxonomy places the organism in Eukaryota, Metazoa, Chordata, Actinopteri, Salmoniformes, Salmonidae. The record is from RefSeq and is a predicted model, not a curated record. Gene Ontology annotation, cellular component: cytoplasm.
AUGAGCCCCUCCCCGGCGGACGUGGUUGGGCUUGCCCAGCGCAGUAACAUUGACGAUUUAUACGAUUCAAUAGUAAACUGGAAGUCUGGCACGUUACUAGGAAAAACAUCAAAGCAGGUGUCUUCAAAGUGCCUGCUCAUAGACUCAAGUAUGUCAGGGGGAAUCUCUGCUAGCAUAGCCACCAGCAGGCUACGAGCCGAGGGAAUGGGCUCCAACGACCACGCCGUACCCUUCCUUAACCAGGACUACGAGGCUCUGAGGCAGCAGUGUCUGGAGACGGGGUGUCUGUUCCAGGACCCCUCCUUCCUAGCCGAACCUCCCUCUCUGGGCUUCAAGGAACUGGCCCCCUACUCUGCCAAGACCAGGGACGUGGAAUGGAUGAGACCAACGGAGCUGACAGAUGACCCUCAGUUCAUCCUGGGAGGAGCUACCAGAACAGACAUCUGCCAGGGAGCACUGGGUGAUUGCUGGCUCCUAGCAGCCAUAGCUUCUCUAACCCUUAAUGAGAGGCUGCUCCACCGAGUGGUCCCUCAUGGUCAGUCCUUCCAAGAGGACUAUGCUGGGAUCUUCCACUUUCAGUUCUGGCAGUUUGGUGAGUGGGUGGACGUGGUGAUUGAUGACCGGCUGCCAACGAAGAAUGGAGAGCUCAUGUUCGUCCACUCGGCCGAGGGCAAUGAGUUCUGGAGCGCCCUGCUGGAGAAGGCCUACUCCAAGCUGAAUGGUUCCUACGAGGCUCUGUCUGGAGGCAGCACCACAGAAGGUUUUGAGGACUUCACCGGUGGUGUCUCUGAGAUGUACGAUCUCCGGAAGGCUCCACGGGACCUGUACAGGAUCAUCAGCAAAGCCCUGGACAGAGGCUCAUUGCUGGGCUGCUCCAUCGACAUCACCAGUGCCUUUGACAUGGAGUCAGUCACGUUCAAGAAGCUGGUGAAAGGACAUGCUUACUCAGUCACCGGCCUGAAGCAGGUGGACUACCAGGGUCAGGUGGUGAGGCUGAUCAGGGUGAGGAACCCCUGGGGACAGGUGGAGUGGACUGGGGCCUGGAGCGACAAUUCUCCUGAGUGGGAUGAGUUGGAUCCAACUGAGAGAGAGGACCUGCAUCUACAGAUGGAGGAUGGAGAGUUCUGGAUGACGUUCCAGGAGUUCCUGAGGCAGUUUUCCCGCCUGGAGAUCUGCAACCUGACGGCGGACGCUCUGAGCGAGGACGGCCUCAGCCACUGGAACACCAUCAAGUUCCACGGCAUGUGGAGGCGGGGGAGUACCGCCGGGGGCUGCCGCAACCACCCCAACACGUUCUGGAUCAACCCCCAGUAUAAGAUCACUCUGCUAGAGGAGGACGACGACCCUGAGGAUGACGAGGUGGCCUGUAGCUUCCUGGUGGCUCUGAUGCAGAAGGACAGGAGGAGGUACCGGGGACAGGGACAGGACAUGCACACCAUCGGGUUCGCCAUCUACGAGAUUCCAGAAGAGUACAAGGGCUGUCAGAACGUGCACCUAAAGAAGGACUUCUUCCUGACCCACUCAUCCUGCGCUCGCUCGGAGACCUUCAUCAACCUGAGAGAGGUCAGCAACCGUCUCAGUCUGCCUCCGGGAGAAUACCUCAUCGUCCCCUCCACCUUCGAGUCUGGCCAGGAGGCCGACUUUGUCCUGCGAGUCUUCACUGAGAAACAGUCCGAGACAGAAGAGCUUGAUGAUAUCAUAUCUGCAGACCUGGAAGAUGAGGACCACAUCAGUGAAGAUGACGUCGACGACGCUUUCAAAUCCAUGUUUGCUCAGCUUGCAGGAGAGGACAUGGAGAUAUCUGUCCGUGAGCUCAGGACCAUCCUGAACAGGGUGGUGACUAGACACAAAGACCUGAAGACAGACGGUUUCAGUAUGGAGUCCUGUAGGACCAUGGUCAAUCUCAUGGAUAAAGAUGGCAGUGCCCGUCUCGGCCUGAUAGAGUUCCAAAUCCUCUGGAAUAAGAUCAGGAAGUGGCUGGUCAUCUAUAGAGAAUAUGACAUGGACAAGUCAGGAUCCAUGAGCUCCUAUGAGAUGCGACUUGCUGUGGAGUCGGCAGGUUUUAAACUGAACAACAGGCUGAAUCAGGUCCUGGUGGCUCGCUAUGCUGAGAACGAGGCCAUAGACUUUGACAACUUCAUCUGCUGUCUGGUCAAACUGGAAGCCAUGUUUAGAUCUUUCCAGCAACUAGACAAAGAGGGAGAAGGUGUGGCUGAGAUGAACAUCACUGAGUGGCUUUAUAUGACCAUGUGUGGUUGAAGAGGACCAGUCUUAUCCCAGGAGACAGAACAGCCAAGUGCCCGGCAGAGUGUCUCUUCCAUGGGACCAUGAAGAGCUCCUAGCCUUACUGUCCUCGGCCUGAUCCUGGACUAUAGGGCUGACCUGUACUGUGCUGAUGUUGUAUUUCCCCAUUGUCCUUUCCAGCACGGCUCCAGUCACUAUGGUGACAGCAUAACCAGUUCGGUUCAGUUCGGCCCUAUAGUGUGAAUCAGUUACUCCUGCCAAUCUACACUACAGCACGCCACCUCACCCACGCCAGCUACAUUACAGCACUCCCACGCCACCUCAUCCACGCCAGCUACAUUACAGCACUCCCACGCCACCUCACCCACGCCACCUCACCCACUCCACCUCACCCACGCCACCUCCACGCCACCUCAGCCACGCCACCUCACCCACGCCACCUCAGCCAGCCAGCUACAUUACAGCACUCCCACGCCACCUCACCCACUCCACCUCACCCACGCCACCUCACCCACGCCACCUCACCCACGCCACCUCAGCCACGCCACCUCACCCACGCCACCUCACCCACGCCACCUCAGCCACGCCACCUCACCCACGCCACCUCACCCACGCCACCUCACCCACGCCACCUCAGCCACGCCACCUCACCCACGCCACCUCAGCCAGCCAGCUACAUUACAGCACACCCACGCCACCUCACCCACUCCACCUCACCCACGCCAGCUACAUUACAGCACACCCACGCCACCUCACCCACGCCAGCUACAUUACAGCACACCCACGCCACCUCACCCACGCCAGCUACAUUACAGCACUCCCACGCCACCUCACCCACUCCACCUCACCCACUCCACCUCACCCACGCCAGCUACAUUACAGCCCUCCCACGCCAGCUACAUUACAGCACUCCCACGCCAGCUACAUUACAGCCCUCCCACGCCAGCUACAUUACAGCCCUCCCACGCCAGCUACAUUACAGCACUCCCACGCCAGCUACAUUACAGCACUCCCACGCCAGCUACAUUACAGCCCUCCCAUGCCAGCUACAUUACAGCCCUCCCACGCCAGCUACAUUACAGCACUCCCACGCCACCUCAGCCAACCCCAUAUAGCUGUGAGGGUACUAUUAGCCAUGUAAUGCAGUUUGAGACCGUUCCAAGCUAAAGACCACACACCCCAUGCUACAGGGGUUACUUAGCUAUACAAAAUGUUGGAAUUGUUCAAUAGAAAACAGUCACUGUAGAACUGUAGAUAUGUCUGUAAACAGCAUGGAUCACAGUGUAACUUGUAUUGAAGACAUUAUUUGACUAUGCCCAGUAGGGGGCAGUAUUGACUAGUCUCAGAUCUGGUGUGUGGUUAUCAUGUUACUGCAGUUGUAGAAUGUUACUGUGUAUAAGGAAAUACAGUAUUUUAGUUAUUGAACUGAACACUCAAAUGUAUAACUGAUCUGGCUGAAAGUAUAGCAAAUCAUAGUUUUAUUGGUUUUAAAUAUUUCAUAUUCUGAUAUUAUUUUAGACACUGACCAAGUGGAUUGGAUUUACAAUGCAGAUUACUGGGAUGGUUGAUUUUGGGGCAGAUUAAAGGGAAGGUUGAUGGUUGAUUUUGGGGCAGAUUAAAGGGAAGAUUGAUGGUUGAUUUUGGGGCAGAUUAAAGGGAUGGUUGAUGGUUGAUUUUGGGGCAGAUUAAAGGGAUGGUUGAUGGUUGAUUUUGGGACAGAUUAAAGGGAUGGUUGAUUUUGGGGCAGAUUAAAGGGAUGGUUGAUGGUUGAUUUUUGGGGCAGAUUAAAGGGAAGGUUGAUGGUUGAUUUUGGGGCAGAUUAAAGGGAUGGUUGAUUUUGGGGCAGAUUAAAGGGAUGGUUCAUGGUUGAUUUUGGGGCAGAUUAAAGGGAUGGUUCAUGGUUGAUUUUGGGGUAUUAUUAAUCUUACCUUGAGUUGUCUAUAUGGAUUAAUUAUCACUAAAACAAAAAGGAAGCUGUGAGAGAAAGAGUCCAACAUAAUAAUGAAACCAAGCAAUGUCUACUGUCUAACAAGCUGUCUCUGCCUAUAAUGAGACACAGCUCGUUAGUGACAUUUCAUUACAUAUUUCAAAGUAGUAGAUAAAAUAUCACUUUUAUUUAUCUCUAUUAUUUCUGAUUCCAUCUAAUAUCCACAUGUUGCUGUUAGAGAAGUUCUGAUUGUGUCAGUCCUGUCUCCAAAAGUUAGUGAUUGUGAAUGUAGGGUGUGCCUUCAAUAAAGACAUGUUCAUGUUAACUAAA